AUGGCCGCUCUACGUAUUCUCGCAUUUGAUCGGCCGCCUAGUCAGAUUCGAAACCUGGCUCCAGGACCUGCAGCUUGUCUGACCCGUGAUGCUGCUGCUCGCCUAGCCAUUCGCAACCACCUGCAAGUAGCCGAAUGCGAGCAUUUGGACCAGGCAAAGACUGCUAAGGCCCUCUACAACGCUGUUGUUGCACGUUACUCUUCCCCUGCCAUUGCAGCGCUUAGUCGCCUCUUCCUUCCCUACUUUUUCCCCGACCUGUCGUCCUCCGCCACUGUAGACGCCCUCCUCUCCCACCUUCGCGCUAUGGACACUCGUUACCGUGCUGCCCUCCCUGCCGAGUUUCUCCCCAAGAACGAGCCCCCGAUCUACAUCACUCUCCACUUUAUAGUGACCCGCCUCCCUGACUCUCUUAGUGCAGUCCGGGACACCCUUCUCGCUCUCCCCCCCACAGACCUCACUAUCAACCUGCUAGGGAAGCACCUUCUUGCAGCUGAGGCUAACACAGUCGCUGUAGGUGCUACCCGUGGCACCCCUCGCACGCCCUUCUUUGAGGGGUGCUCCCCCUCCCCCCUUGCCCCCUCUGUUGCCUCUGCCGCUGCUGUCGACUUCCUUGGUGCUGAGGAGGUCGGCGCUGCUUCUGCUCCUAGUGGGAAGCGCCGCAGCGGCAAGGGCAAGGGAGGCAAGGGUGGUGGGGGUGGCGGCGGGGGGGGUGGUGGUGGAGGUGGUGGAGGUGGCGGUGGGAGUUGUGGAGCGAGUGGGGGCGUCGGCGGCGGAGGUGGCGGCGGCGGCGGAGGUGGUGGUGGCAGUGGUCGUGGUGGCAGUGGGAGCAGUGGUGGCGGGAGUGGCAGCGGCGGGAGUGGUGGCAGCGGCGGCUGUGGUGAUCGCUCUGGCGCAGUUCAGCGGCAGCAGCAGCAGCGUCCGCGUGAGACCCUCUCGCCCCAGCAGCUUCGUGAGUGGCUUGCUCAGCAUGCGGCGUCUAGGGGUAGUGGUAGUGGUCGCUGCUCGUACGUUAUUCGCACAGAGCUGCUUAAGUCUGGUGUUGAUAUCUUUGCUCUUGACUUUGAUGCUAUCAUUGCUGGAAUGUAUGCUCUGUCUACUAGUGUUGAGGGUGACUGUUACUUGUGUGCGCCGUAUGACCCUGGUAUAGAGGCUGCUGCUCUAGGUGCUAGUGAGUCUGCUCUCUCUGGUACUGCACCUGCUGAGACCUCACACACCUUCACGCUUGACUCAGUUCUUGCACGCUCCUCUACUGUGCUCCCGUGCCCGGCCGUUCCGUCCGGUUCCCUGUCUGGUCUCCACCUCCCCUCGUUCUCGACAAACUUGCCCCCUGUGAGUGUCGCCGCCUGUCGCACCAGACUCUCCUUUGGCACCACCACCUUGGUCACCCCUCCCUGCCACUCGCGCCUUCUGGUCUCUGGUCUUCCCAGGGUUCUGCCUUCCCUCCCACCCUCGCCUGCCCCGCCCUGCAUUCCUUGCAUCGAGGGGCGGCAGCGCGCCGCUCCUCACUCCUCCUCGUUUCCCCCGACGACAGCUCCUCUCCACACUCUCCACAUGGACGUGUGGGGCCUAGCCCGCGUCCGUGGACAGGGCCGCGAGCGAUACUUUCUGCUGGUUGUCGACGACUACUCGCGUUACACCACGGUCUUCCCCUUGCGCAGCAAGGGUGAGGUCCCUGCUGUUUUGAUCCCUUGGAUCCGAGCUGUCCGUCUCCAGCUGCGCGAGCGGUUCCUCGCGGACCUUCCUGUCCUGCGUCUGCACUCGAACAGGGGUGUCAUGGAGGUCGCUCGUACCUCCAUGAUCCAUGCGGCUGCUCCCCAUUUUCUGUGGCCGUUUGCGGUCCGGUACGCGGCGCAUCAGCUCAACCUCUGGCCCCAUGUCUCCUUGCCGGAGACCUCGCCCACACUGCGUUGGACGGGGAAGGUUGGCGAUGCGUCCGCGUUCAAGGUCUGGGGUUCCUGUUCCUUUGUCUGCGAUUCCACCGCGGGCAAGCUCUCCUCUCGCGCCAUUCCCUGCGUCUUCCUUGGCUUUCCCACUGACGCGCCUGGCUGGCAGUUUUACCACCCCACCUCGCGCCGGGUUUUCACCUCUCAGGACAUCACGUUUGACGAGUCGGUUCCCUUUUACCGACUCUUCCCCUACCGCACUGCCCCUCUCCCCCCCCCGCCGCUCUUCCUCGCUCCAGGUCCUCCUCCGGUAGACUCCCUCCCCCCUCAGGGUCCUGCUCCUUCAGGUGUCUCUCAGGUAGACCCACUUCCCUUCGCCGAGCCUGUCAAGGUCACUGGUGACUCAGGUGCUGCUGGGGGUGGUGCUGCUCGGUGUGCUCAGCCUGGGGGUGCUGAGCCUGAGGGUGCUGCUUCUGGGGGUGCUGCUUUUGGGGGUGCUGAGCCUAAGGGUGCUGAGCCUGGGGGUGCUGCGCCUGUGGGUGCCGAACAUGUGGAGCUGGGUCUACUGGUGGUCUUCCAGGUGCCUCCCUUCAGCGCGCUACUGGAGCUGGGGGCACUGGAGCUGGAGGCACUUGCACUGGAGGCGCUGGAGCUGGAGGCGCUGGAGCUGGAGGCACUGGAGCUGGAGACGCUGGAGCUGGAGGUACUCGCGCCGGAGGCGCUCACGCUGGUAACGCAGGCGCUGGAGCUGGAGGCGCUGGCGCUGGAGGCACUGGAGCUGGAGGCGCUGGAGCUGGUGACGCUGGAGCUGGGGGCACUAGCACUGGUGACACUGGAGCUGGAGGCGCUGGCGCUGGAGGCACUGGCACUGGAGGCGCUGGAGCUGGUGUCGCUGGAGCUGGAGGCGGUGGAGCUGGAGGCACUAGAGGUGGAGGCCCUGUGCAGCAGCGACCGUUUUUCUUGCCGCCGCCACAGCUAUCUGAGCUUCCGCCCGAGUCGGUGCUCCGUCAGGUUCUUAGUCUUCCUUCGUCCACUGCCCUUCCUCCAGACGCACAGCUGCCUGCCCCCCUUCCUUACACAGAGCAGCCAGAGUCCCUGA
This is a messenger RNA of Closterium sp. Yama58-4, 2982 nucleotides long. The record is from the annotation of a GenBank genome assembly. Lineage: Eukaryota; Viridiplantae; Streptophyta; Zygnematophyceae; Desmidiales; Closteriaceae.